AUGACGCAGUUGCUGGAUGAACAGCGUAAAAACCAGCAGCUACGUGAUCGAAUCGACGCCCUGGAGACUCAACUCACUGCCAAAGACAAUGAAACUAGUAACAAGCUCCAAGAAGUGGAACGGGAACGAGAAACUCAGCUGCAAUCUAUCGAGAAACAGCAGGCUGAUGGUAUUAACGCGUUGGAGGAACAAGUUCGUCUUCAAGAGACUUCAAUUAUUCGCUUGAAACAAGAUAAAGAGCAGCUGAAAGCGGCGUUAAAACAGCUGAAGAAGACGACAAAACUAGAGGACAUGACGCGACUUCUCCAAGAGUUUUUAGCAGUGGUGGAGCGUUGGAAACAGACCACCAAGAAAGAGCUGCAACACUGCGAAGAUAUGAGCCAAUUACCUGCUUUAGUAAAGCAAAAAUGGCUUGAGUUCCCACAGCUUCCAGAGGUAUCUACACGACCACAGAGGGACAUCACAAGCGCUUUAUCUGAGCAGCAAUUGACACCUGGAACCGAAGAAGCUGACGCUGUUGUCUUCUUGAAAAAGAGACUGCGUCAACGAGAAGAAGAACUGCGACAGACCCAUGUCAAGUUCGGCGAGUUAAAGGAAAUCUGUGCUCGCCAAUGUGUCCGUGAGGCGGACCUGCAAAACUUUAUCAACGAACAUCGUCUGCGUGGCAACCUCGUUAUUCGCAAGAAUAGUAGCGACGUUAAGCAGCACGAGGUUAAUAACCAAGAACCGGUACAAGAGGAGCUUCCAGAUGAACGACGCAAUGGUAAACUCAAGAUGAUUUCGAGUCGAGGAACGAACACCCCGGCGCCUUAUGAGGAUCAGUUUGUCAAUGACGAAUACUCCGACAAUCAGGGAGAUAACGAUUAUGACAGGGAAGAGGUUGAGUAUCCUGUACGAACACCCAAGGUGUACGUCCAAGUAGGUCGCGAUGGAGUGUAUGACCAUGUGUCGUCUACAGACUCAGCAGUGGCUCAGAAGCUCGCAGCUGAUCGAAAACAGGGGAAACGGAAGACACAGCAGCGAGUGGAGCGGAUUCGAUUAGUACCGUCCCCAAGUCUGGCUCAGAGAUAUGAACGAGUACCCACACCGACUACUACAACGCGUAGGAAGAAAAAUACGCAGCACUUAUCGCAGUCGUCUUCACGACCUCAUGUGCUGGGCGAGUGUCCACCUGGAUGUGGCAGUCGUCCUUCCUUCAUGAACAGGAAAACAGCAACCCGAGCACAAGUGAAAACAACGAAGAGAUCGGUGUCUACAUCCACGUCCAGAGGAGCUGUCGGAGUAGUUCGUCCGUGGAUGUAA
This is a messenger RNA of Phytophthora infestans T30-4, 1302 nucleotides long. RefSeq lists its product as uncharacterized. Lineage: Eukaryota; Oomycota; Peronosporomycetes; Peronosporales; Peronosporaceae. The record is from RefSeq and is a predicted model, not a curated record. The transcript has 2 exons. Bases 1 to 1302 code for a protein of 433 amino acids.